This is a messenger RNA of Schistocerca serialis cubense, 864 nucleotides long. RefSeq lists its product as uncharacterized. Bases 1 to 864 code for a protein of 287 amino acids. Gene Ontology annotation, biological process: detection of chemical stimulus involved in sensory perception of smell; sensory perception of smell. Gene Ontology annotation, molecular function: odorant binding; olfactory receptor activity. Lineage: Eukaryota; Metazoa; Arthropoda; Insecta; Orthoptera; Acrididae. Gene Ontology annotation, cellular component: plasma membrane. The record is from RefSeq and is a predicted model, not a curated record. The transcript has 3 exons.
AUGGCAGCGACAGAGCCGCAGCUGGUGUGGCCGCUGCCCCACGUGGUGAGGGGUCUCGGCAUCCUGGGGCUGUGGGUUCCGCCCCCGGGCCGCAGAUGGCGCCACCUGCUGCUGCUCGCCUUCGUCAUGGUCUCACACGUCUGCCUUCUGCUCACCGUCAACGCCAGCAUCAUCAUGGACACGCCGACCGACCUUCCACGACUAUCAUUCAUUGCCUACAACUGCUUGACUUACAUAGGUCUAGCUUCAAAGAUGUUCUCGUUUUCCCUGGACGGACAGCGCCUGACGGAGCUGCUGCGACUGCUGGCAGCGUCUCGUCAACGAUUCCCGGACGCAGAAGGCCGCAGAGCUCGCCACCACGUCACAGCUACGAGGCUGCAUCGAUUUCUGCAGGUGACUUACCGGAUGAACUCGGCCUACUGGAGCGUGGCCCCCAUCAUCAGGAUCGUGGCGGCUGGCAGCGCGUCCCGCGCCAGCAGGGACCUGGUGAUCCCCCUGUGGCUGCCGCUCGACACCCGGGCCUCGCCGGCCUACGAGACGUUGUACUGCCUGCAGCUGGCCUUCGGCUGGACCGUCUCCGAGACCACGGUGCUGGUGGACGGCUCCCUCAUAGCGCUCAUACUGCAGGUGGCCGCGGAGCUCGCCGUCCUCAACGACAGGCUCGCCGCCACCGCAGCGGACGUUGGACAGGAUGUGCCGGGGGCCACUCGUGUCCAGGUUUCGCCGGCGUCCCCAUCGUCUUUGGUGGUUCGAGAACGGUUUGGGUCCUCAAUCACCACCAUGUCUCGAAGUAGAUAUACACCUGACGAAAUGUAUCAACAAUUGGUCGACAAUAUAAAACACCAUCAAAUAAUUAUCAGGUAA